This is a messenger RNA of Amoebophrya sp. A120, 1279 nucleotides long. The record is from the annotation of a GenBank genome assembly. NCBI's taxonomy places the organism in Eukaryota, Dinophyceae, Syndiniales, Amoebophryaceae.
CUUUUCGCUGUUGCCGGGUAUCUACUUAUUGUGUGGCGAGUGAAUGCAUUGUCAUCACCGAAGAUGGAGUUGAAAAUGAUGGCGAAGCAUCAGUCUUGUUCGAAAACUCGUUCUGGGAUCUAUUCCCUCUUGUCCCUCUGCUUGCUGCUCUCACCGGUGCUGUUGCUUUGGAAGAGCAAGGGAAAUCGUGCUGCAGCUUCCGGGUCAGCACGAGGGCCACCUCGACCACGACUUUCAUCAUCGUGGGCGGCUGGACACAGUGGCAUUUCUGAAACGAACGAGGGCAGCACCAAUCCAUUCGUCACUGUUGGACGAGCAAGGCGAAAUCUAUCACCUGGUACAAGGGAUGUCCUUGCGGCCACGUCGGAGGUUCUUGAAGAUUCUAUCUCUUCCCCUUCCACCGCGCCGACGAGCAAGCUGUACCACCUAACGCCCGAGAGGUGCGACCACGAAUUUCAAAUUCUCACCGCGGAAGAAUGCGCCCGGGUCGCGAACUACGAACUUGGGUUGAGACGCAGAACCGUCGACCCGCACACGAAGUCUUUCCUCCUGACCGUGGAGCCCCUGGAAGAAACACCCCAGGAUUUGAUGAAGCACGCGGGGUGCUACUACGACCAACAAGCGUCGAAAUUGUACUUGCAAACCAAGACGGACGCACGGGACCGCAGCCGGAACUACAAAUCUUAUCUAGCGAUUUGCCUCGUCGACUACAGUUAUCUGCACGAGCACAAAAAUGUGCAAAAUAUCGCAUUAAUAUCUUCGGGAGCAGCUGCUGCGAACGCUGAGGGUGGUUCCGGAGGAGCUGCAGCGGCGGGCGGUGGAGAGAUAGCUCCCGGCGGAGCAGGUGGAGGACUACUCCAGCAGCGCGCAUCUAUGAGGGUCCACGGUGAGCAGACCUUGCACACGGAGUCGCACAUCCUGUCCCGGUCAUUUUACCCGCUCUAUUUCGUUCUCCUCGCUCUCUUCAUUUCCGCCUGCUGCCAGAUGCUGCAGGACGUUCUGCACAAAGUCCUGCCCUUCGACUUUCCGCACUCCGUCAUGUUGUACUGCGCGGGCUUGCUCCUGUCCCACUUUUCCUCCGUUUGCCCGGAUUACGAAAUUUCCGAAGCGGUUGAAGUGGCGCAGAACAUCGACCCAAAAGUGAUCUUCUGGAUUCUGCUCCCGGCGCUCCUCUAUGAGGACUCCGCGAAGACCAUUUGGCACGUGGGCAGGAGGGUUUUGCCGAACAGUUUGCUGCUGGCCUUACCCGGCGCGAUUUUGAACACAGUGCUGACCGGGG